Nerophis lumbriciformis (worm pipefish) is the source of this 3639-nucleotide messenger RNA. RefSeq names its product homeobox protein Hox-B13a-like. Gene Ontology annotation, biological process: regulation of DNA-templated transcription. Gene Ontology annotation, molecular function: DNA binding; DNA-binding transcription factor activity, RNA polymerase II-specific. NCBI's taxonomy places the organism in Eukaryota, Metazoa, Chordata, Actinopteri, Syngnathiformes, Syngnathidae. The record is from RefSeq and is a predicted model, not a curated record.
AAAGCAGACGUUGCUAUGAUCUGCCGCCAUCGCUGAGAUGUUCCUCUACGAAGACCCGGGCCGGAACAGGAACAAGACCAUGGACGCCUUGAUGUCUGGCGGAAACGCCAUGGCGCACUCGGCCGCCCUGGGCGCGCACACGUCGCCUUUGAUGCACACCGCCGGCUACUCGGCCGCCGACGUGUCCGCGGGCACGAGCGACUCGUUCACGUCGUCGGGGCCGCCGCAGGGCGCACUCCCGUACUCCUACUUGGCGGGCGGAUACUACCCGUGCAGAGUGAAGGCCGCGCCGUACGUGGACAACUGUGAGGAGUACCCCAGCCCCCGGCCCAAAGACUUCUUCUACCAUCCGGGACCCUACCAGCCCGUGGCCAGCUACCUGGACGUGUCCGUGGUCCAGACGCUCGGGGCCGCCGAGCCGCGCCAUGACGGCCUGCUUCCGGUGGACCCGUACCAGCCUUGGACGCUGGCAGGCGGCUGGGGGGGGCAGGUGUGCUGCAAGGACCAAGCACCGCACCUCUGGAAGUCCGCCUUGGUCGGUGUGUUUAGUCAUUUGGUUUUAAAAAAGAAGUUGGAGUAUUUGUGCCCGCAUCAAACAUGGCAGCCAAUCACAGCAUGGUCCACUGUUCCCGCCAUGCAGACCACGCCUCCCGCGGAGGCCGCAAGAAGCGCGUGCCUUACUCCAAAGUGCAGCUGCGCGAGCUGGAGGCGGGGUACUGCGCCUGCAGCUUCGUCAGCAAAGACGCCAGGAAGAAGAUGUCCGCCGCCACCAAGCUGACUGAGCGCCAGAUCACCAUCUGGUUCCAGAACAGGAGGGUCAAGGACAAGAAGGUCAAAAACACCUCAUCCUAGUUGCCAUGGCAACCAUCUUCAUGUCCGUCAUCUCACCGCUAAUCAUCAAUAUUCUUUCAUCGUUAGCAUUAGCAUUAGCAUUCAGCCUUUUCUUAGCACGUUUUAGGCUAAAAGUUGAUACUUUCCUAUAUUCAGUGGCUGAAUACGUAUAUUACCAUCAUAUUAAAUACAUAUAUUAACAUCAUAUUAAAGGUUUUAAAAUGACAUUUAUUCAUGACAUAAAUAAGAAUAAUCAGACAGCUUUCAUGAAUGGCCGCCAUUUUGGGUCACAUGACUGUCACGUGACACCAGCAGUAGAACGCAUUGAAAUAGUUUUUAGGGCCUUUUAUGGAAAAUAAAACAAACCCGAUUAAAAAACAACAACAUUGAAAUGAAUAAUAAAGUAAAUUAUAAGAACACAUAAUUGAAAUACAUAAUAAAGCAACCUAAAGUCCAAAUUAAAAAAACACAAGAUUGAUAUAAAUAAUAAAGUAAAUUAAAAAAAACACAACAUUGAAUUAAAUAAUAAGGUAAGUAAAAAACAACAACAUUGAAAUAGAUAAUAAAGCAAACUGAAGUUUCAGUUAAAACAACAUUGAAAUAAAUCAUAAAGUAAAUAAAAAACACAACAUUGAAAUGAAUCACAAAUACAAAAACACAACAUUGAACUAAAUGAUGAAGUAAAUUAAUAAACAACAACAUUGAAAUAAAUGAAAAAGUAAAAAACAAAAACAUUGAAAUAAAUAAAGUAAAUUAAAAAACAACAACAUUGAAAUAAAUAAAGUAAAUAAAAAAACACAACACUGAAAUAAAUAAAAAACAACAUUGAAAUAAAUAAAGUAAAUAAAAAAACAAUAACAUUGAAAUAAAUAAAGUAAAUGAAAACAACACAACAUUGAAAUAAAUAAAAAAGUAAAUUAAAAAUGCACAACAUUGAAAUGAAUAAUAAAGAAAACUAAAGUCCAAAUUAAAAAACACAACAUUGAAAUAAAUAAUAAAGUAAAUUAAAAAUACACAAGAUUUAAAUAAAUAAAGUAAAUUAAAACAACACAUCAUUGAAAUAAAUAAUAAAACAAACUAAAGUCCAAAUAAAAAAAAACACAACAUUGAAAUCAAUUUAUUAAUUUUAUUUAUUUCAUGAAAUAAAUAUGAUAGAAACAGUUAAAUUGUGGUAUUUGACAACCUAUUAAAGUUAGAGUUGUUACAUGGAUUGAAUGGUAAUAUAAAACAGUCAUACUCGCGGAGAUAAAGGGCCGCCAUUUUGGGUCACAUGACUGUCACGUGACAACAGAAGUAGAACGCGUUUAAAAGUGGUUUUUUUAUGGUCUUUUAUGGAAAAUAAAGCAAACUAAAGUCCCAAAUAAAAAAGCAAAACAUUUAAAUAAAUAAUAAAGUAACCUAAAGUCAAAAUUAAAAAACACAACAUUGAAUUAAAUAGUAAAGUAAGUAAAAAACAACAACGCAAACUAAAGUUACAGUUACAACAACAACAUUGAAAUAAAUCAUAAAGUAAAUUAAAAAACACAACAUUGAAAUAAAUAAUAAAGUAAAUUAAAAAACAACAUUGAAAUAAAUAAUAAAGUAAAUUAAAAAACAACAUUGAAAUAAAUAAUAAAGUAAAUAAAAAAACAACAACAUUGAAAUAAAUAAUAAAGUAAAUAAUAAAACACAACAUUGAAAUAAAUAAUGAAGUAAAUUAAAAAAACAACAACAUUGAAAUGAAUAAUUAAAGUAAGUAAAAAACAACAACAUUGAAAUUAAUAAUUAAAGUAAGUAAAAAAACAACAACAUUGAAAUAAACAACAAAGAAAACUAAAGUCCCAGUUAAAAAACAUUAUACGUUUUUAUAAGGUUUAAAAAACACAACAUUGAAAUCAAGUUAUUAUUACUUUCAUGAAAUAAAUAUGAUACAAACAGUUAAAUUGUGAUAUUUGACAACCUAUUAAAGUUAGAGUUGUUUUAUGGAUUUAAUUGUAAUAUAAACAAUAAUUCUGGCGGACAUGAAGGACCGCCAUUUUGGGUCACAUGACCUUUAUGGAAAAUAAAGCAAAACUAAAAUCCCUAUUAAAACAACACAACAUUGAAAUAAAUAAUAAAGCAAACUAAAGUCCAAAUUUAAAACAACACAACAUUGAAAUAAACAAUAAAGCAAAGAAAUGUCCCAAUUAAAAAACACAAGAAGUUAUUUAAAAGGUUAAAAACACAAGAUUGAAAUCAAGUUAUUAAUAUUAUUUCUUUAAUUGAAUUAAUAUGAUACAAACAGUUAAAUUGUAAUAUUUGACAACCUAUUUGAGUUAGAGUUGUUACAUAAAUAAUCAUACUAGUGUGCAUGAAGGGCCGCCAUUUUGGGUCACAUGACAGUCACGUGACUACACUUCUAUACAGUAGAACUCGUGUGAACACUUUGAAAGUCAUUAUAAGUUUGUUUUUUUAUGUGAUGAAAAUAAAGCGCCUAUAGUCCAAAUAAGGGAAAAGACAGUGAUCAAUAAAUGUUUGUCUAUAGACUUUAUUCCAAUGUUUGUUCUUUGUUCACAACAUAAACUCUCAAGUUGUCUGCGUUUACAUCAUCAAUGUGAUCUGGACCACACCUUCACGUGAUGACGUCAUCAGCAGUGACGACGUCAUGUCAAUCAAAGUUUUCUUCAUGACAUAUAAAGCAUGUACUACAUGUACUAUUAAAUGUACGACAUGCAGGCCCGGCCUUAACCAAUCUGGCGCCCUAGGCAAGAUUUUAGGUGGCGCCCCCCCACAUCGGCAGUGAAGUGUAUAUACUCACAAGAAACCGAAUAGCUUUGUCUUUGACCUUUU